AAUUGACAGAAAUGACUAUGAAAGGAUUCAUAGAUAAAUACUUUUCCACAAAUCCUCCCAAUAAAUGGAGUCUUGAGUCUUUUAUUUUAGAACAUGACGGACCAGAAUACGUUAAGAAGGACUGUUUAUACUUCUAUAAAGAAGACUUACAGAAUAUCUGCAAGUCGUCUGAAUUUGACAAUGCGGGAAAGCUUAUGACGAAAAGGUUGAUUGAAACUUACAAAAAGGAUAAAAAGUAA
Funneliformis geosporum is the source of this 239-nucleotide messenger RNA. The record is from the annotation of a GenBank genome assembly. NCBI's taxonomy places the organism in Eukaryota, Fungi, Glomeromycota, Glomeromycetes, Glomerales, Glomeraceae.